Bufo gargarizans (Asiatic toad) is the source of this 1943-nucleotide messenger RNA. Its product is annotated as cystathionine beta-synthase-like. Gene Ontology annotation, molecular function: cysteine synthase activity; cystathionine beta-synthase activity. Gene Ontology annotation, cellular component: cytoplasm. The record is from RefSeq and is a predicted model, not a curated record. NCBI's taxonomy places the organism in Eukaryota, Metazoa, Chordata, Amphibia, Anura, Bufonidae. The transcript has 16 exons. The coding region runs from base 148 to 1839 and encodes 563 amino acids.
CCCUCCUCCUACGCCCUGCCCAAUCACUUACCUCCCUGUAGACCAACGCCUUCAGUCUGACCAAUGAAUAAACAGCAUGGCGAUCCUAGGGGAAUUGGGUAGGAGUGUGCUGACGGCGCUGAUCAGUGCGACUGCAACCAGGUCAUCAUGCCGUCUGUUCCCCCGCUAUCGGAAUCUGCCUCUUGUCCUCACCUCACUGACGGUCAUGUUACCAAUGGCAGUGUGGACGCAGAGCUUAGUGCAGACAGGAAGUGGAUCCGCCCGGACCUCCCCAGUAAGUGCUCCUGGAAGCUGGGAAUGUCACCAGCGGAGUCCCCACAUCACCAUGUGACCUUAGAGCCCACUCCGUCCAUCCUCCCGAGCAUCCUGCAGAAGAUCGGCCAUACGCCCCUCGUCAGGAUCAACAAGAUUGGGAAGAGGCACGGGCUCAAGUGUGAGCUGUUGGCAAAGUGUGAAUUCUUCAAUGCUGGAGGAAGUGUGAAGGACCGUAUCAGUCUACGGAUGGUAGAAGAUGCGGAGAGGGAAGGCAUUCUGAAGCCAGGAGACACCAUUAUAGAACCAACCUCAGGAAACACUGGGAUCGGCCUGGCCCUGGCGGCUGCGGUGAAGGGAUACCGUUGUAUAAUUGUGAUGCCAGAGAAGAUGAGCAUGGAGAAAGUAGACGUCCUCCGCGCUCUGGGAGCAGAGAUUGUCCGCACCCCAACCAGUGCCCGCUUUGAUUCCCCGGAAUCGCAUGUCGGGGUUGCUUGGAGACUGAAGAACGAGAUCCCCAAUUCUCAUAUUUUGGAUCAGUACCGGAACGCCAGCAAUCCUCUCGCCCACUAUGACAGCACCGCAGAGGAAAUCUUCCAGCAGUGUGAUGGACGCGUGGACAUGGUGGUGGCUGGAGCUGGCACUGGAGGGACAAUUACUGGACUUGCCCGAAAACUGAAGGAAAAGUGUCCAAACUGCAAGAUUGUGGGAGUGGAUCCGGAAGGUUCUAUUCUAGCAGAGCCAGAAGACCUGAACCACACAGACAAGACGGGAUAUGAGGUGGAAGGGAUUGGAUAUGACUUCAUCCCCACUGUACUGGACCUAAAGGUGGUUGAUAAAUGGUAUAAAUCCAAUGAUGAGGACUCCUUCUUUAUGGCCCGAGCACUGAUCAAGGAGGAAGGUCUGCUGUGCGGUGGUAGCUCUGGCAGUGCCAUGUCUGUGGCUGUAAAGGCUGCCCAAGAGCUGACAGAAGGACAGAGAUGUGUGGUGAUCCUGCCGGACUCUGUGCGGAAUUACAUGUCCAAGUUCCUAAGUGAUAAGUGGAUGACACAGAAACAGUUCCUGAAGAUGGAGGACCUGGAGGAGAGUAAACCCUGGUGGUGGAACGUCAAGGUUUCGUCACUGUCUCUUUCUGCCCCACUGACCGUCCUCCCAACUGUGAGCUGCAGCCAGACGAUCCAGCUCCUCCGAGAGAAAAGCUUUGACCAGGUUCCCAUUGUGUCCGAAUCUGGGCUUGUGCUCGGCAUGGUGACACUAGGGAACAUGCUGUCUUCUGUGCUGGCCGGGAAGGUGAAACCCUCAGAUCCUGUCUCCAAGGUCAUUUACAAGCAGUUUACACAGGUGCAUCUCAUGGACAACCUGGGGAAACUUUCCCGCAUCCUGGAGACGGAUCACUUCGCUCUGGUGGUCCAUGAGCAAAUUCAGUCAGAUCACGAAGACGGCUCCUCUAGUAAGAAGCAGAUGGUUUUCGGUGUGGUGACUGCCAUCGAUCUCCUAAAUUUUGUGACCCGGGAGCGGGAACGACGCUGCAGUGAAUCCAGUGACCGGGACCCAAGUGAAAGGAGCAGACAUUUCAGCGCUUCUUAGAUGGGAGGGUUGCCGCUGUUUGGUGGGGGUCUGAAGGUCCCUUAAUUUCAUGUCUGAUCGCUUUGUAUUUUGUAGAAGAGGUGACAAUAAACCAAUAAAUAUUA